GCGUGCUUUAUCCUAUAACCCAACUGAAGCAUUUCUCAGAGAAACCAAAACAUCGCGUUGCCAUGGGAGGAGCAGCGAAGACCCUCCUCACUCUCUCCCUCUCCUCUAAUCUCUUCACUCUCUCUCGUCUCCCUGCAUCAGCCAGACGCUUCUCUCUCCCCAAACCCACCACCAGGGUUUUACCAGGGUUUAGGCCCCUCUGCACCGCCACGACCACCAUCACUCCCAUUCAACUCGAAGACCAAGAAGACCUGCUUCAACCCCUCAAGCAUUCUGUCCUUCUCGAGAGGCUCAGGCUCAGGCACCUCAAAAGCUCUGCCCCAGCAGGCUCGAAGCCGAAUGGGUCUGGGGAGAGGCAAAGGGAGGAGAGUAGUAAGUCAGGGAGUAAGAAGAAGAUUGAGGUUGGCAGUUUUGGGGAGUUGGGUUUGAGUGAGGAGGUGUUGGAGGCUUUGAAGGAGAUGGGUAUUGAAGUUCCGACAGAGAUUCAGUGCAUUGGGAUUCCUGCAGUGUUGGAAGGGAAGACUGUUGUCUUGGGUUCUCAUACUGGCUCUGGCAAGACUCUUGCUUACAUGUUGCCUCUUGCUCAGCUGCUGAGGAGGGACGAGGCCCAAAAUGGUAUUGUAAUGAAGCCCAGGCGACCUCGAGCUAUUGUAUUAUGCCCCACUAGAGAGCUGUCUGAGCAGGUGUUUCGUGUUGCCAAGUUCAUUAGCCAUCAUGCAAGAUUCAGGUCCACUAUGGUAAGCGGUGGGGGUAGGUUGAGACCCCAGGAGGACUCAUUGAAUAACCCAAUUGACAUGGUAGUUGGUACCCCUGGAAGGAUUCUUCAACAUAUUGAGGAUGGCAACUUGGUUUAUGGUGACAUCAAAUACUUGGUCUUGGAUGAAGCAGAUACUAUGUUUGAUCGUGGCUUUGGCCCAGACAUUCGCAAGUUUCUUGCCCCAUUAAAGAAUCGUGCUUCGAAGCCUGAUGGCCAAGGAUUCCAAACUGUGUUGGUCUCUGCCACAAUGACAAAGGGAGUGCAAACACUGAUUGAUGAGGAGUUCCAAGGAAUACUACAUUUGCGCACAUCCUCACUGCAUAAGAAGAUUGCAUCUGCUCGUCAUGAUUUCAUCAAGCUUCCUGGUUCUGAGAAUAAGAUGGAAGCACUAAUGCAGGUUCUUGAACCAAGUUUAGCAAAGGGAAACAGAGUAAUGGUGUUCUGCAACACAUUAAAUUCCAGCCGUGCUGUGGAUCACUAUCUCACCGAAAAUCAGAUCUCCACUGUGAAUUACCAUGGUGAGGUUCCAGCAGAACAAAGGGUUGAAAAUCUCAAGAAGUUCAAGAGUGAUGAUGGAGAUUGCCCAACAUUGGUCUGCACAGACCUAGCUGCAAGAGGACUAGACUUGGAUGUAGACCAUGUUAUCAUGUUUGAUUUUCCCUUGAAUUCUAUUGACUACCUUCAUCGUACCGGAAGAACAGCUCGCAUGGGUGCAAAAGGGAAAGUGACGAGUUUGGUGACUAAGAAGAACCUCAUGCUAGCUACUCGUAUCGAGGAGGCGUUAAAGAAGAAUGAGAGCUUAGAAUCUCUGAGUGUAGAUAGUGUCAAGAGGGAUGUUGCCCGUGCCCGCAUUACUCCACAAAAGGCGAGCAAUCCAAAAUUUACAAGAGUCUCAAAUCAGAAAUCCAAAAGCAGACCAUCAGGAACAAAAUAUGCCAAGACGUCUGGUCGGGCAUCAAAGCCAGUAAGAGCUGUGAAGUCUUCCAAAACAGAUAGCUCUAAGAAAGCUUUUUCUUCUGGGAAGAGGCCAUCAGAAAUCAGAAGGUCAACUGCAGUAAAAUCAUCUGCUUCAAAGUUGAGUGUUGUUGGGUUUAGGGGAAGGACUUCUUGGUCUGACAAGAAAGAUAAGAAAGAAUCAUCAGUGUCCAACUGAUCGAUCACCUUUGCACCAAAACCCUCUUUAAGUAUAGUUGAGCAUAUUAUUAACGUUGUGCCAGGUGCUUUAAUUUACUAACAGAAUAUUGGUGGCAACUUUCAAUUUUGAUUUCCUUGUCCACUAAUUCAUUAGGUUGUAUACUCAAUGCAUAGUAGAUUUCAGGCUGCUAUUAUCGAAUACUCAAAUUACAUUGUAUGCUAUAUAUCUUGUCAAACAUGACAUUUCAGUUCGUACU
Argentina anserina (silverweed cinquefoil) is the source of this 2148-nucleotide messenger RNA. RefSeq names its product DEAD-box ATP-dependent RNA helicase 39. The coding region runs from base 63 to 1910 and encodes 615 amino acids. The record is from RefSeq and is a predicted model, not a curated record. NCBI's taxonomy places the organism in Eukaryota, Viridiplantae, Streptophyta, Magnoliopsida, Rosales, Rosaceae. The transcript has 9 exons. Gene Ontology annotation, molecular function: ATP binding; RNA helicase activity; mRNA binding.